Lethenteron reissneri (Far Eastern brook lamprey) is the source of this 1119-nucleotide messenger RNA. RefSeq lists its product as uncharacterized. The record is from RefSeq and is a predicted model, not a curated record. Lineage: Eukaryota; Metazoa; Chordata; Hyperoartia; Petromyzontiformes; Petromyzontidae.
CCGGGUACGAUCAAGGGAUGGCUCCCUAUUGGUCAACCACGUUAUGUAUGCCGAUGAUUUGGUAAUAGCUGCUCAUUCAGAAGAGGAGUUGGAGACGCUGCUGCUGAGACUGGAGCGUGCCACCAAGAGGUGGGGCCUUACCAUCAGCCCCACCAAAACUAAGCACCUGCCUGGGUAUUUUGUACCAUCGGACACUCCACCCCCACAACUCCCAAUUGGUGAUGGGGCAGUUGUGGAGAGAGUGGAGAGUUUCCCAUACCUGGGCCGUGUGCUUAUGACCGGCUCCAGUCUAUCAGCAGAGGUCUCACUCCGAAUCAGUCGAGCGGCAAUAUCUUUUCAUCGGUUGCGUAACGCUGUGUGGAAGCUACCUGGUCUGUCGCUCCGCACGAAGCUUCAGGUCUUCUCGGCCACGGUCAUUCCCUCCCUUCUCUACGCUUGCGAGACGUGGACCCCCCUGGUGGAGCAUCUUCGCCGGUUGGAAACAUUUAGGCUGGCCUGCCUACGAUCCAUCCUGGGUUUAACCAGGCUGGAUUGUGUGAGGAGCUCACAAAUCCUUGAAAGAUCUGGGCAAAGUCCCAUCAGUGAGCUCCUCCGGCAGGCAAGGCUGCGUUGGCUGGGUCAUGUAGCCCGCAUGCCCAGCCACCGCAUGCCUAAACAGCUUUUGUUCGGCCGGAUCGAGGGGGCUAGACGGGCGCGGCACGGGCUGGAGAAGAGAUGGAGUGAUGUGGUACAGGAGGACGUGGAGCUGAGUGGACUUGCCGAUGACUGGUACCAGCGGUGUCAAGAUCGGCCUCAGUGGAGGAGGCUCGUGAAGGACGCUACUGGGCAGUUGGAGGCAGUCGCCCUCCAACAACAACGGAGGGCGGAGGAGCGACGCUCACAACAACGAGCGGAGCGCCGGGUGGCUAAAGCACAGCAAGUUGGCACAGUAGGGGGCACAGGUGGUGCAUCAGCCAGUCAUCUCGGUCAUCUCGGUCAGUCGACCCGUGGCACCUGCUGGGUCUGCCCCGUGACCUCCUGCCAGCGGGCGUUCGACACCUCACGUGGAAGCCUCAAGGUGCACAUGGCCUGGCACAAGCGUCGUGGUGACGUCACCGCCACUUAGUGGCGAAUGGCGGU